UAUUCUUCUUGUAUGAUGCAUAUGCUAAAGAAGCUAAGCAAACAAUUAAGUGGCGAGGAUUGGAAUUGGAACAACUUAAACACAUUAUGUUGGGCAAUAGGGUCUAUAUCUGGUUCGAUGAUGGAAGAACAGGAGAACAGAUUUUUGGUUAUGGUCAUUCGUGACUUGCUGAAUUUAUGCGAAAUCACGAAAGGGAAGGAUAACAAAGCUAUCAUCGCAAGUAACAUUAUGUAUGUUGUUGGACAGUACCCGAGGUUUCUAAGAGCUCACUGGAAGUUCCUAAAAACUGUUGUGAACAAAUUGUUUGAGUUCAUGCAUGAGACACAUCCUGGUGUUCAGAGUUAAAUUGUUUGACAAUAAGAAGAGAUUAACAGUUGUAGGCUUUAAAAAAUUUCAGAGCAACAUCAUGAGGAGGUUUGCCUUGGAAACCUGAGGAGAUUUCAAUUUAGAGAGCUUCAGAUGGCAAUAAACAAC
Molecule: messenger RNA, 474 nt
Organism: Humulus lupulus (European hop)
Lineage: Eukaryota; Viridiplantae; Streptophyta; Magnoliopsida; Rosales; Cannabaceae
Product: protein EXPORTIN 1A-like
Exons: 4
Coding region: 13-345 (110 amino acids)
Biological process (GO): ribosomal large subunit export from nucleus; protein export from nucleus; ribosomal small subunit export from nucleus
Cellular component (GO): nucleus; cytoplasm
Molecular function (GO): nuclear export signal receptor activity
Source: RefSeq, a predicted model, not a curated record